This is a messenger RNA of Protobothrops mucrosquamatus (brown spotted pit viper), 3552 nucleotides long. It is a transcript of the gene MFSD6, whose product is annotated as major facilitator superfamily domain containing 6. Gene Ontology annotation, cellular component: plasma membrane. Bases 21 to 2375 code for a protein of 784 amino acids. NCBI's taxonomy places the organism in Eukaryota, Metazoa, Chordata, Lepidosauria, Squamata, Viperidae. The transcript has 6 exons. The record is from RefSeq and is a predicted model, not a curated record. Gene Ontology annotation, biological process: antigen processing and presentation of exogenous peptide antigen via MHC class I.
CUCAUGCUUACAGUGAAACCAUGGCAACCAAUGAUAAAGUAGCCAUCUUAACUGAUGAUGAAGAAGAGCAGAAGAGAAAAUAUGUGCUUGCUGACCCUUUCAGUGAGAUUCCUAAGGAGCAAGACCUCCAAAGCCAAAGUGAUACUCCUUCAACUGAGACCACUACUAUUCCAGACGAAGAGCUUGAUUGGCUUGAAAGACACUGCGUGAAAGUGAAUAAUGAUCUCUUGAUCUCAAAAGUUUUUUAUUUUUUCUUUUAUGCUGCUUAUGGUUCCCUGUACCCAUUGCUUCCUGUAUACUACAAACAACUAGGCAUGACUCCCAGCCAGAGUGGACUCCUGGUAGGGAUUAGAUACUUCAUUGAAUUUUGCAGUGCUCCGUUUUGGGGAGUGGUAGCAGAUCGCUUUAAAAAGGGGAAAGUUGUUCUUCUCUUCUCCCUAUUAUGCUGGGUGCUGUUUAACGUGGGAAUUGGAUUUGUUAAGCCAGCAACCUUAAGGUGUGUAAUAAAGAAACCUAUCCCCGUUCUCCCUACCAAUGCCAGCCACCUUACAGCAGCAUCCCCGCAAAAUAUCUCCAUUUCUUCCAUCAUGCCCACUCUGGGAAGUACGAUAACAAAAGGUCGAGGGAAAAGAGAUUUGCUGACUUACAGCUUGCCAACUCUGAGCUCAGCUUUGCCCACGAAUUCAAAAACCUUUUCUCCAACUAUUCAAAAUGGAGCUAGGAAGCAUGCUUUAAAAGAAGAGGGUGCAACUGUUGCCAGUGCACCAAAAGGUAUUGUUACUGCGGGUCUGUUGGGAAACACCAGCCACACCACAGCAUCACCUGCAGUCACUACAAAAACAGCCCCUCCUGCCCAUUUUACUCUUGUAUAUGAUCAUCAGGAGGUUGAAGCGAUCUUCUUGCUCAUCCUCCUUGUUGUGAUUGUGGGAGAGUUUUUCAGUGCCUCCUCAGUCACUAUAGUGGACACCGUGACACUGCAGUAUCUUGGCAAACACCGGGACCGUUAUGGGCUACAACGAAUGUGGGGAUCUCUGGGCUGGGGACUGGCCAUGCUGUCGGUAGGCAUUGGCAUUGACUCUACCCGUAUUGAUGUGCUCAUUGAAGGCCAAGGCUGUAAGGCUCCAGACUACAAGAACUACAGGAUUGUUUUCAUAGUCUUUGGAGUCUUGAUGACACUCUCUUUGAUUGUGGCCACCCAGUUCAGGUUCCGGUACAAUCACUACAAGCAAGAGGAAAACCAAAGCACUGAGCCAGAGGAUUCCGGCGUGGACAGAAAUUCCUCCACAGAUUCCUCCCAUGACACUCAGAGUGAUACAAGCCAGUCCCAGUCUUUCAGUUUUUGGGACUUGAUUAAGCUGCUCUGCACUAUCCAAUAUGGCUCAGUGCUGUUUGUGGCAUGGUUUAUGGGUUUUGGAUAUGGCUUUGUGUUCACCUUCCUUUAUUGGCACCUGGAAGAUCUGAAUGGCACCACCACGCUUUUUGGAGUUUGCUCUGUUUUAAGUCACAUCUCUGAACUGACUGCAUAUUUCUUCAGCCACAAGCUGAUUGAGCUGAUUGGUCACAUCAGAGUUCUGUAUAUCGGUCUUGCCUGCAAUACAGCUCGUUAUAUUUAUAUCUCCUAUCUAGAAAAUGCUUGGACUGUUCUGCCUAUGGAAGUCCUUCAAGGUGUGACCCACGCAGCCAUCUGGGCAGCUUGCAUUUCCUAUCUAAGUGCUGCUGUGCCCCCGGAACUGAGGACGUCAGCCCAGGGGAUCUUGCAGGGUCUUCACCUUGGCCUGGGCAGAGGAUGCGGAGCAAUGAUUGGUGGAGUGUUGGUCAAUUAUUUUGGAGCUGCCUCAACUUUCAGAGGGAUAGGAAUGGCUUUUCUUGUUAUCCUCUUGCUUUUUGCUUUGAUUCAGUGGAUGGCAGUUCAGGAUGACAAAGAAGACAAGACCAUGCUGGCCGAAAGGAUCCCGGUGCCUUCAAGUCCGGUGCCCAUUGCCACAAUUGAUCUGGUACAACAGACCGAAGAUAUUAUGCCUCGCCCGUUGCCCAAGCUUCCUGCCAAAAAGACCAAGCACCAAGAAGAGCAGGAAGACGUACACAAGCCUGCUUGGGGUGUCAGUUCUUCACCCUGGGUUACUUUAGCCUAUGCUAUUUAUCAGAUAAAAGAGAUGGUUCAGCUCUCCAAAACCAAUCAGGCACUCGAGAACCAGCCUUUGCAGAAUGCCAGCAGUAAUCAUGAUUCCACACCAAAUAGUCCUCUGGAUCAAAGACCUGAUGGUACAGUGGUAGAACCGUCAGUACCUACAGCUACCCCUGAAAACCACCCCAGUUUGGACUGCCCUGUUUCUUUGGGAAGCCGAGCUCAGUCUCCCGAGAGAGGGCAGGAAUAGAACUUUCUUGAAUCCAUCUCGCAGCACUGAAUACUGCUCUUGGCAAUCAGAAAAAAGACUGAUGUGGGAGUUUGAGACCUCACCUCUUUUCCUCUUGGCAAUAGUAACCUGAUGCGGCCAAAGCUUUUAAAAUAUUUAAUGCCUUUUCUGUGACAACACCUGAGGCCUGUUGCAGGAACAGUUUGAAGGCUAAGCAAAAGCGGCCAGGUUAAUGACUAGCAAAGGAGCAUGCUAUUUCAUCUGAAGUUAUUUUUCCCCCCACCUGAAUGGAAGUGUUGUAAAACAAACACAUCUGAUUGUCUUGAUAAUUUUCUGGAUUGUAAUUAAUUUUCACAGACAAAACCCCCCGCCGUUCAAUUUUGUUUCCUCUUACUUAAUGCACUUGAACAUUUUAAUUCAAUAUUAGGGAAAGGGAAGACAAGAGCUCGUGGCAGUUUUUUCUUAGACAGUGAUUAUUUAUUAUGAGGUGCAGGCUUUCCUACAGCAGUUAAUCCACCAAAACCUCAGAGAAAAUACAGUAGUUAAAUAUGGAAAUGAAGGAAGGAGCCCCAUAGAAUUCUGUCUUUUGUAAAGACUUUUCAGAGAUGUUGUAGAACUUUUGGCUGGUAAAAUUCUACAUGAAACAUCUGUUGAAACCUUUCUAACCAGACAAGCGGCAUUUAUGUUGCUGUGGCCAAGCCAUAGAGCAUUAGUAAGGGCAUUUUAGAAAGAAACAGAACAGGAAAAUGUGGUUCUCCAUAAUUCUACAAAAACGGGAUAUGGGUUGGAAUUUGUGAUGUUAUGUUUGAAGACCUGGACUGUGAUGAUACAGUUUGACGGUACUGAUGAUUUUAUAUGGGAUGGAUCUGCCAAAGAGGGAUUGUCCUACAGAAGCAGUCUAUGUGGAUUCUCUUUUUUUGCCUCUCUGGUGUGUGAUGGGGAAACAUGAUUCCUUCCCCUCAGGCAGAUCUGAGAAGUUCCUACUUAACUUGUGUAGCACAAUAACAACAAAGGGUCAAAAAUGUCUAGCUUUGUUAGAUUUUUGGAGUGGUGAUGCUGAUGCCACGUUCCUGAGGCCUGCAGUCUGUUCUGAAAGCCGGUGAUGAGAGGCAUAUAUAUCAGCUGUUUCUUGAGAAGUUUUUCUUAGCCAGGCCGAUAUAGUUUAUUUUAUGAUAGAGUAUCUUUAUUUAAGGGGAAA